GCGAUCCGGGUAGGCUGGGAUUCAAGAUGGCGGCGCGGACGGUGCUUGGGGCUGUCAGGGGAAACCUCUGGCAGGGCUUGAGGAAUCUGUCCGUGCCCAGCUUUAGGGGCAGUACGACGGAGAGCAGCGGCUUUCUCCUCAGCACCAGCAUGAAGUGGGUGCAGUUUUCAAGCCUACACAUCGAUGUCCCGAAGGAUUUGACCAAACCUACGAUAACGGUUUCUGAUGAACCAGACAUACUGUACAAACGCCUGUCAAUUUUAGUAAAAGCCCACGAUAAGGCUGUACUGGAUAGUUACGAAUAUUUUGCCGUGCUUGCCGCUAAAGAACUCGGUCUCUCUAUUAAAGUGCAUGAGCCGCCCCGGAAAAUAGAGCGGCUUACGCUUCUCAAGUCCGUGCAUAUUUUCAAGAAGCACAGAGUGCAGUAUGAAAUGAGAACGCUUUAUAGAUGUUUGGAGUUACAGCAUCUGACUGGAUGCACGGCAAAUGUCUACCUGGAGUACAUUCAGCGAAACUUACCCGAAGGGGUCGCCAUGGAAGUAACCAAGACACAAUUAAAACAAUUACCGGAACACAUCAAGGAGCCAAUCUGGGACACAGUAGCCGAGGAGAAAGAAGCAAGCAAGCCCUGAGGCCUCGCUCCUGCAGGGAGAGGAGUGGGGCGCGGCUGUGUUCCCAGGAGAGCAGCUGGGUCCGCGCCGUUCCAUGGAGUCCGCUGGCCCCGCGGCGGAGAGCAGAACGCGGAGCUUUCGUGAGGCACAACUGCAGCAGGAGGACCGUGCUGUCUGUCUGCCCGUGUCAUUGUUUCUCGUGACUUUAGCAAACAUGAGCAAACCAGUGAAAUACUCAGACUGAAAGAGUUGAAUUUA
Messenger RNA from Chinchilla lanigera (long-tailed chinchilla), 869 nucleotides. It is a transcript of the gene Mrps10, whose product is annotated as mitochondrial ribosomal protein S10. Gene Ontology annotation, cellular component: mitochondrion; mitochondrial small ribosomal subunit. Bases 27 to 632 code for a protein of 201 amino acids. The record is from RefSeq and is a predicted model, not a curated record. NCBI's taxonomy places the organism in Eukaryota, Metazoa, Chordata, Mammalia, Rodentia, Chinchillidae. The transcript is spliced from 7 exons.